UGAUUUAAGUACUGUUAACCGAGUGGCCAUCUCUUCAGCAGAAUAGCGGCAAGCCUCCGCGGCCUCCAUGUCUGCGUUAUAUGGCAUUACACUUGUGUUGCACUUAAUCGCGGCGGGCGAUUAUAUGCAUUUAUUUUCCUCUCCACAGAAGGCUGAACAAUGGAGAAGCCGUCAGCAGAAAUUUCUGGCGACCCUCCUAUUUUUCCAUGCACUCGAUCAUUGUUUAUGAUGCUGUUGUUGUGUAGGAGGGCAGGGAUGGGCCUGAUCUCGGCGAAAUUCUGCUAGAAAACACUCAGAACUCAACGUGCUGUGAGCGGCCUCGCAUCCUUCUAGAUCCGAGCAGCUGAUGUUGGCAGUGCUGCCGUCCUCCCGGUGAACAUGGUCAAAUUCCCAGCGCUCACGCACUACUGGCCCCUCAUCCGAUUCCUGGUGCCGUUGGCAAUAACCAACAUUGCCAUCGACCUCGGCGAACAGGCUUUGAACAGGGGAAUAGCAGCAGUCAAAGAGGAUGCAGUAGAAAUGCUGGCCAGUUAUGGCUUGGCCUACUCCCUCAUGAAGUUCUUUACAGGUCCUAUGAGCGACUUCAAGAAUGUAGGGCUGGUGUUUGUCAACAGCAAACGGGACAGAACCAAGGCAGUCCUCUGCAUGGUCGCAGCAGGAAUUGUGGCAAUCAUUUUCCACACACUCAUUGCCUACACCGAUCUGGGUUAUUACAUCAUUAACAAACUGCAUCAUGUGGAUGACUCUGUGGGGAGUAAAACUCGGAAGGCAUUUCUCUAUCUGGCUGCUUUUCCUCUGCUUGAUGCCAUGGCCUGGACUCAUGCUGGAAUCCUUCUGAAACACAAGCACAGUUUCCUGGUGGGAUGUGCCUCUAUUUCUGAUGUCAUUGCACAGGUUGUGUUUGUGUCUAUUUUGUUGCACAGUCAUCUUGAGUGUGUGGAGCCAAUGUUGAUCCCAAUUCUUUCUCUGUAUAUGGGGGCCUUGGUACGCUUUACUGUUGUUGGUUUGGGGUAUUACAGGAAUGUUCAUAACAACAUCCCCGAGUCCAGUGGACCUGAGGUUGGGGGUGAUGCUACUAUUAAAAAGAUGCUGAGCUUUUGGUGGCCAUUGGCUCUCAUCCUGGCUACGCAGCGGAUUAGCAGACCAAUUGUCAACCUGUUUGUAUCAAGAGAUCUGAAAGGAAGCACAGCUGCCACUGAGGCUGUCGCUGUUCUCACAGCAACAUAUCCGGUGGGUCAUAUGCCGUAUGGCUGGCUCACUGAACUCAGAGCUGUUUACCCUGCAUUUGACAAGAAUAGCCCAAGCAACAAGCUGGCCAAAAGUGGUACAAUUGUGAGCAAGUCCCACAUCAGGCGCUUCACUUUUGUUUGUUUGGCUCUUUCUAUAACACUCUGCUUCGUGGUGUUCUGGGCGCCACACAUUUCUGAGAGGAUCCUGGUGGACAUCAUAGGUGUAGACCAUGCCUUUGCUGAGCUAUGUGUCGCCCCAUUACGAAUUUUCUCCUUCUUUCCCAUUCCAGUAACAAUGCGUGCUCACUUGACUGGUUGGCUCAUGACCCUGAAGAAGACCUUUGUCCUGGCACCAAGCUCGGUUCUGCGCAUUAUUGUCCUCAUUACCAGUCUCAUAGUACUACCUUACAUGGGGGUACAUGGGGCUACACUUGGUGUUGGAUCUCUGCUGGCUGGUUUUCUUGGCGAGUCUACAAUGGUUGCAAUUGCAGCAUGCUAUGUCUACCGAAAACAGAAGAAAAAGAAAGACUCUGAUGAAGACAUGACCAUUGACAGGGAGGAUUCUGCCCCCAUGAACGAUCUUAGGGCCGGGGGGCACAUGGAUGAUAUUGUGGAGUUAAGAGAGGAGGAUGAGGAAGAUUGAGCAGUGAAUUCUGGGCUGAGCAGGAUGCGCUGUGGGAAUCAGGACCCUUUUCCUUCGUCGGGCAGUGUUGUAAUUGCUUACUGCCCUCUGCUGCUGCCCUGUCCUUUCUGCCAGCUCACCUUUUCAGUGUGCACACAGUUAAAAUAAAAGUGCAGAACAGUACUUUCCAGGUGUCCGCUGUGGCAUAUCAUUGUUUAAAUUGUGACAGUACACACGCAGACAUACUAAUGUGCACAUGUCUUCCAGAUGCCAUCAGGAGAUUCCAGAUGCAGGACAGUGAAGAUAUUGAUUUGUACCAAAGCAAUGUUGUGCAUUAACUCUUAUUUUUCUGUAUGCUGAUCUUUAAUGUGCUGCCGUCCUACACAUUUUGAAUCUUAAAGGAAAGACAACACUAAAUGCAGUUACUUCAUCUGCUUGGAAUGUAUUUCCUGUUUCUUCUUCUUUUUAACCUUUAAUAUUUAACAGAAACAAAACACGAUAAGAUUAUGAGGUCCAGGGGCCUGUGACCUGUGUUGCUGCACAG
This is a messenger RNA of Xyrauchen texanus (razorback sucker), 2395 nucleotides long. RefSeq names its product progressive ankylosis protein homolog B. The coding region runs from base 379 to 1872 and encodes 497 amino acids. The record is from RefSeq and is a predicted model, not a curated record. NCBI's taxonomy places the organism in Eukaryota, Metazoa, Chordata, Actinopteri, Cypriniformes, Catostomidae. Gene Ontology annotation, molecular function: phosphate transmembrane transporter activity. Gene Ontology annotation, cellular component: membrane. The transcript has 12 exons. Gene Ontology annotation, biological process: phosphate ion transmembrane transport.